Poecilia reticulata (guppy) is the source of this 1611-nucleotide messenger RNA. RefSeq lists its product as uncharacterized. Lineage: Eukaryota; Metazoa; Chordata; Actinopteri; Cyprinodontiformes; Poeciliidae. The record is from RefSeq and is a predicted model, not a curated record.
AGAAAGCAGAAGUCUCGGUUCCCAGCUGAGUGGGCUCCUCUCUUCCCCCGCCGUGGGGCGGCGGGGCGUGGACUCCGUGUCCCACAGACAGCCGCAGCCAACGAUUGCAAAACCUUCGACUGGAAGCGAAGAUCAACGCAGAAAAACACCAGCAGCUUUUCCAUCUAAACAGGAGACAAGAAAAAGGCGACCGGGGCGAAGACCAAUUCUGUGAUCAUGGCAGAUGAGGCAGUAGCUGUGGAGCAAGGGGCCAGCCCAGCCCAGAGCCCGCUGGUUGCCGUCACGUUUCAGAGGAAUGCCAAAAGGAAGGAGAAAUAUCUGGAAGCUGAGCCUAAAGUUCUCGGGAUAACUCAAAUCUGCUUCAGUGUGUAUAUGAUCAUCAGUCUCAGUUUGUUUAGGGCUAAAGGUCUGAGUUCUUAUGAACCUGAUGUUCCUUUACUCGUCUUUUCCCUGCUGGUAAUUGCAGCUGGGAGUGUAGCUGUCGCAGCAAAGAACCUACAUCUGCCAACACUCACGGCCUGUUUGGUGAUGCAGAUCUUGGCAUGUGUUGCCUCUUUCUUGAACAUGAUCUUCACCAUAAUAAUACUGGGAGUCUCGUCCGCCAACUGCUGGUUUGAUUCUUUUGAGAGAAACACCAUCAACAGUACAUAUAAUUACCACACAAUCUGUCAGCAGGUUGAGAGCAUCCAUUCCCAUUUCUUUGCUGGAGGGAUUCUAAUCCAGGCCUGUCUGCUGGCCAUCUCUGCCACUCUGGCUGCCUACUGCUGCAAGGUGGUCAACUGUUGUGGAGCAGCCAGCAAAAUGCCAGUGAUCACGAUCAAAUCACCAGCCGACCAGCAGAGAGAAGGAUGACCAGACUAUGUGCAGCUGCAGAUUUAAAGCUCAACUAAUCCUUAUUUUAUGCCAACUAUAGUUCUGAUUUUCUUAAAGUCAAACCACUAAUGCACUCCUAAAACAUAUUAUAAAUAUCGAACUUAUAGUUUUUACCCACAUAUAACUUUACCUUUUUUGCUCUCCAUUUUCAGUCUUUUAGAAAGUCUACACACAGUGCAUAAUAUUUGAACACUGAAGAUGUUUUGAAAUGGUCUGAUGGAAUGCAGCUUGUGCAAAGUGCAGGAAAUGUUUGUAAGAUGGAUGUAAACAGAUCUGCAGUCAGUCAGAUUCUUUGUCCUGUUAAGCGGUACAGACAGGAUCCGCUGUAAAACAUGUGAAGCUGUUGGUGUCCAAGACACUGUUAAACACAAUCAGCUGAAAGAAUAAUGAGUCUCUACGUAGUUCCCAAUAACUCUUGUAACUGUUUUUUCAUUCACCUCAUCUCAUUUACCAUUCUGACCUGAGGUUUGUAUCAAUAUAAAUAAAUGUCAUGUUACCUGUAACAUGGACAUUACAGGCCCAUGUUACAGGCCCAUGUUACAGGCCCAUGUUACAGGCCCAUGUUACAGGCCCAUGCACAGGAUGCCCCUGUGCUGGGACACACCAUAGCACCCUGUGCAGGAGCCCCGCCUCUCGCCCAUUGACUGUUGCAUGUGGCCAUAAAACAAUGGAUGGCUUAUGGAACUGUUUUUGUCUGAGUGGACUGAUAAUAAAACAACUUCAUUGCUUUUUAAAUAA